Messenger RNA from Prorocentrum cordatum, 3919 nucleotides. NCBI's taxonomy places the organism in Eukaryota, Dinophyceae, Prorocentrales, Prorocentraceae. The record is from the annotation of a GenBank genome assembly.
AUGAUUUCCCUCUCGGGGACCCGGAAUCCAUUGAGAUGUGGCCCAAGAUUUUGUUUGCGGGAGCUUGGCGGUCGCGAAGGUUCGGGGAAUGCCAACUAAUUAUCCACCAGUCCUGGCCAGCCCAAUGUUGGGCUCGGGAUCAACGUCUUCGCUUUCCUGGCGUAGCCAGGACCUGCCUAAUUGACUGGACACUUGACGCUAUGUUGGUUCGGAAACUUCCAGAUGCCUUCGAAGAUCUCCAGACAUCGCAGAAAAGACCCCCACGAAUCCCCUCUUAGGUCACGACCUUGUGCUUGCACCCUCACCACUGGUUCUACGUCCACGGAGUCCGCGUCCACAACAAGGCGGGAUGCUUCAUGGGCGGUACCGCGGUGACGAUGGCCGACGGGACACGGCGGCAGCUCCAGGACGUCGCCGUGGGGGACCGGGUCGCCUCCUGGGACGAGGAGGCGCAGCAGCCGGCCGCGUCCACGGUGCGCGCGGUGCCGACCUACCGGCGCAGCAGGGACGAGCUGGUGGAGAUAUCCUUGCCGUCGUCGACCCUGCGCGCGACAGCCGACCACCCCUUCUGGAGCAGAGCGCGCCGCACGCUCGUCUCGAAGCACCCGAACGGCACCAGGGACCAGUACGAGCUAGACGCCGAGCUGAUGAGCGACACGGAGGAGUUCGAGGACGAGCGCCAGGAGGCGGUUGCCGCCGCCAGCGUGCGGCGGCUGCAGCCCCGCCGCCUGGGGCUCGCGCUCGCGGAGGGCGGCGAGGUCGAGGUCAUGACCCUCUGCCUCGGGCCGCACCACUGGUUCUACGCCGAGGGUGUGCGCGUGCACAACAAGGGCUGCUUCGCUCCUUGGACGCCCGUCGUGAUGGGGGACGGCACGCAGAGGCCCAUCGCGCAGGUGCGCGAGGGCGACAGGGUAGUUUCCUGGGACAGCGAGCGCGGCGUGACCUCGACCGCUGAGGUGCUGGGCCUGGAGGCCUGGCCUGCCGGGGAGCUGAUGGAGGUCAGCCUUGGUCCCACCGGGGUUGCCCAGGCAAGGCUUCUGGAGGCGGUUUCGCAGAGCGACGAGUCUGAGUCGCUCGUGGUCACGCCGGACCACCCUCUCUACAGCGUGCGGCACGGGGGCCUCGUCUCCAUGCGGCCAGACCACACGAAGGAACGAUACGCCCUCUCCGCUGCGCAGAUGCAGACGAGGGAAUUGCUGCACCACCACCUCAACGGCACGGUCGCAGCUGAGGUCCGAGGCGUUUGGAAGGGUUUGGUGCCGGACAAAGUGAUCACAUUGCGGCUUGACCGGCACCACUGGUUUUACGCACAGGGCGUCCGGGUGCACAACAAGGGGAGCAGCAGCGGCUCCAGUGGUGGCAGAUCCAGCGGUGGUAUUUUCGGCGGGGGGGGCGUCACGACGCGCAGCAGGGCUACCAUGGGCGUCGCCGCCUACAUGAGUUUCAUCCUCAUGAGCGGCGGGAGCCGGCGCCGCUACGGCACGUACAAUCAGGAGGACGGCAGAGACGGGGUGCAGUGCACGAUGAAAUCCGAGGCAGAGGUCGAAGCGGCUUGCAUGAACCUGAUCGGGGGCAAUUACACUAAUUACACUAACUACACCGAGGACUACUGCUUCCCGUGCAUCGCAUGCGAAAGCACAGCUUGUGUUGAAGGCAUCACCGCGACUGAUGGGUACGAUUGCACGGAUUUCCUGGGAGAGGCGUUCUCGGAGUGUACCGAAGAGGAGGACGGCGACUUCACAUGGUUGCUUGUUGUUGUUGGAAUCAUAGUCGGCAUGUGUUGCUGUGUCGCGUGUUUCAAGAACAGUCAGGGGAUCCAGCGUCAGCUGAACUCUGGGUUAGGAGGAGCGGCAUCCCAGCUGGAACGCAAACAGGCGAGUCGGGAGACGAUGCCAGCCUUCAACGGGCCUCGCCUUGGCCGGCUAUUCCUCAGUGGCAAGUAUUGCGAGAAUCGCGAUGAGAAGCCCACCUCGUAUACGCUAUGGCGGAUCACGCCGGGCGGUACGUUCUCCGGCUCGUCGACGGACGACGACGGUACGGCCGUGGUACAAGGCAAGAUCUACAUCCUUAACGGUGAGACCGAUGGCAAUAUCGCGUGGUGCGAGACGAGGCAAAAUGUCCACAUCGAGGCAAGUGGAAUCAUCGACGUCGCGUACGGGCGAGUAGUUGUGCGGGCUUCCUACGUCUCUAGCUUCCAGGGCACGCAGGGCAGCGUCGAAGUCUCAGAUACGACCUCAGGUUUUGGUUUGCAGCAGGGCCAGGUGAUCAACGGCCAGCCCUGUGCGGGUGCCCUGCAUAGCACCGGGCAUCUUGGCAACGCACAGGUCGUGCCAUCUGUCGUCGGCCAGGUGGUGGGGAUCCCCACGGAGAGCCCGCCCACAGGGGGCGCGUGGAGGGGCCUUCAGAACAGAGCGGCGCACCAGGGCGAAGGCAAGAAAAGUUGAGCUCUGGCGAGCAAGCCACAAGCGAUUGCAUUCUCAGAGCGCAUAGAUUGAUCCUCGUUGGUGGGCAGCCCCGCUACCAAGCAAUCCAUGCCAGACUGGCUGGCAGAUGGAGAGGAUGAAGGAAGGUUGGCGGCUAGCAUGACGUUGCGCGGUGUGGUAGCUUACCCAGACCUCAAACGUCCGAAGAAAUUGAAUGCGACAGUUUUUCUUAGAUUCAGGCCUGUGGGAGCCCUCGCUGGGCCUCAGCAUUGUCAAAAACGAGUUAGGAUCGCGCCGCCAAAACGGAUUGGACGUCCGCCUUCAAAUUGCCUCGCCCAGAUUGCCAGGGCACCCUGGUGUCGGGCAAAGAGUCAGACCCCCCCCCCAAGAUUUAAGAGUCGCAAGAGACAGCAAGAUGGCAUGGGAGGUUCCCAUGAGUUGCCACCGAAGGCGGAGGUCGAGGUUCGCCCUCCGAGUUUCACUGUUGUUUCUCACUGCUCUGCGCCGCAGGGCCAGCGUGGCGGCACAGUCUCCGCCCCGGAGCCUGCCUCCAGCCCCUGCGGGCAUUGGCGAGAUGCCCCCCUCUUGUCACUUGUCGGUGGCGAGCGAGGGGGGAAGUGAGAAGGAGAAGGCCUUCUCAGAAGGCGGCGGGGCUUCUCAGAAGCCCUCGCGCCUUCUGAGAAAGUUUCUGUGUCUUCGGGGAAGGCUUAGGAAACUUCUCAGGAGGCUGGGGAACUCCCGAGCCUUCUGAGAAGGCCCGCCCCUUCUCACUUCCCCCCCUGGCCCGCCGCCUGACUUGUCCCCUCGGUCAUCUCGAUUUGCCUCCUGAUGCUCUGGUGCUCUUGCCGCUGCUUGCGUUCGCGGUCUCGGCACCGACGGCGACGGGUCUCCGCCCGCCCACCUGCGGCGUUGCGGGCAUCGGCGAGGGAGGAGGGAGGAACUGGAUGUCUGCGGCACAGUCUCCGCCCCGAUGCACGCCCCUGUGAUCAUCUGGUUGGGCGUACCCCACCUUGCACUUUCGGUCGCCCACGGGCUUUUGCUGCUCCUCCUCCUCCUCCCUCUCCUCCUGUUCCCCCCGGCUCUGUGCCUCUCUCCCCCUCAACCCCCAUCCCUCCCUGUCGAGCUGUUGCGGGGAUGGGCAUUUGUCUUGCGGGCGGGGGGUCCCUCCAACCUCUGGCAACUGCUGCGGCGUUUCCUUCUGCACGGCAUCCUCCCGCUUCUCAUACGUCCUCUUCAUCAUUUGAAGAAGCAAAUUUCUUGGAUCGGCGCAGGAUUGCCGUGGCGGCGCUUCCAGCUCCGCCCCUGGCGCGCUCAGCGCAUUGGCGAGGGAUGCAUCAGCGCUGGUCCAAGAGAUCUGCAUGGACCGAAAGCCUAUAGGUCACCCGCGGGGGGGCGCGUAAGCAGUCGUGCUUCGCGCGUCGCGGUCUGGGACAGAGCGGCUUCACUUCUCCAAGGCGUGCGGCGUGGGGGCACGAGGGCGCGAAGAGAGUCGAGCG